AUGUCGGUCAUCCAAGCGACGGUGAGUCCAGAGAUAUCGGAUGUUGGUUGGAGCCCUACUCUAACAAUGUGGCGAAGCUGCGAAGGCGGAUUUCCCUGCCGAACCUGCGUUUCCAAGGGCUCAGAAUGUGUACUUGAAGAGGAUCAGCAAUCCAUCUCGCACCGAGCCACUCAUGAUGACCAGGAUGGCAAUCGAAUGCCAUGGAAAGUCGACCUUCCUUCAGCGACCUCGGCGGUUGUAGCCACUCUUCUUGACAGAUAUUUCUCCAUGAUUGCGCCUCACUGGCCACUUGUCCAGGAAAGAGACCUUAACCAGGAGCCCUACACUUCUCCGCUCUUGUUCCGGUCCGUCUGUCUCGUAUCGGCUCACCUCGCCGGCGCCAGUGGAACUGCGCUGGUCGAGGACAUCUCACAGUCUAUUCACCAGUGCUUCGACGCCUAUGAGCUGCUCUCCCUCCCCACACUGUCAACCCUGCAGUCCAUUCUGCUGCUGCUCGCUUCUCCCCAAUUCUCUCAGCAGUCCAUGAUGACAGCGUCCGCUUGUCGCAUGGCGCUGACGCUGGGGCUCCAUCGACCACACUAUCCCCAACCUAUACUGUACUGGUCUUGCAUCGUCGCUGCACGUUGGGAGUCCCUGAGAUCUAUUGGCACCCGCUCAACGGACCGCGUAUGCUUUGACCUCGAAACCACCCCGCCUCACACCGAGCCGGAUCCAAGGACGAUAUUUGGAGCCUUGUACCAUCUAUUGGCCCACGCAGAUCGAAACAGGGAGCAUCUGAGUGAUCUGCAUGAUAUCUUAAGUUCCCAAGAAAUACACACAGCAAGCACAAUACCGCACGGCCGGGCGGAUGAUACCUCUAUUCUGAUGCCGCAACAACACCCAGAGACUCUACAGGCUCUCACUAGCCCGCUUAUCCGGUAUCUGUCAGAACCUGAUACGAGUAGCAGCAAUAUUUCACUAUUAACACAGGCGGAUGGCUCACCCGCAUUUGAGCUUAAUCCAUUCUACUGCUGUACUCGAAGGCCUGGCGUCUGAGGAAGUAUUGAUUUGUGCCCCCCUACCGGUGGCUGAAGAUUCCUGGAUUCAAG
This is a messenger RNA of Cladophialophora immunda, 1088 nucleotides long. RefSeq lists its product as uncharacterized. Bases 1 to 1035 code for a protein of 344 amino acids. The record is from RefSeq and is a predicted model, not a curated record. Lineage: Eukaryota; Fungi; Ascomycota; Eurotiomycetes; Chaetothyriales; Herpotrichiellaceae. The transcript has 2 exons.